This is a messenger RNA of Alosa sapidissima (American shad), 1135 nucleotides long. RefSeq names its product proproteinase E-like. Gene Ontology annotation, biological process: proteolysis. Bases 389 to 1135 code for a protein of 248 amino acids. The record is from RefSeq and is a predicted model, not a curated record. The transcript has 4 exons. Gene Ontology annotation, molecular function: serine-type endopeptidase activity. NCBI's taxonomy places the organism in Eukaryota, Metazoa, Chordata, Actinopteri, Clupeiformes, Clupeidae.
UGGAACUCAUGGGCCUUUAACAUCUGAGAGUUCAACAGUCAGCAAGAGCAGGAUGUUCAACAAACCUGAUGUUUAAACUCACACACUCAGAAACUCACGUGAUUAACUGGGAUUUUAUACAACAAAAUAAAGCCAGCAAGAAUUUGCUGCUGUUUGUAGGCCUUACUGGAGACAUUUUUCCCUGUCUGUGGUGCCACCCUUAUUGCCCCAAACUGGGUUCUAACAGCAGCACACUGCAUCAAGUAAGUCAUGAAUCUUACAUAAUCUUACAAAAUCUUACAUAAUUAUUAAGCUUGUUGGUUAAUAAAUUAAUAUUUUUUUUCAGGAAGGUGCAAAGCACUUUUUCAGGACAGAUUUGUGAAAAUAGAUUGCCUGAACUUUUGUCUGUAUGCUUAGCUUCCACACAUACCGGGUGGUCCUCGGAGAUCACAAUCAGAACCAGCAAGAGGGCCCAGAACAGUUCAUCAUGGUGGAUAAAAUGUUCAUACAUCCAAAAUGGAAUGACGGUUGCGUAUCCUGUGGGAAUGACAUCGCCCUCCUUAAACUGGAGAAAAGUGCCACCCUGAAUGACAAAGUGCAGUUAGCUUGCCUGCCCGAGCCCGAUUCUGUCCUUGCUCACAAUCUGCCCUGUUAUGCCACUGGCUGGGGCAGACUCUACACGGGUGGUCCCCGCCCAGACACGUUGCAGCAGGGCCUGGUGCCUGUUGUGGAGUAUGACGUGUGCCGUCAGAGUGACUGGUGGGGCUCCAGCGUGAAGGCCACCAUGGUCUGUGUGGGGGGAGACGCUGUGUCAACCUGCCAUGGAGACUCUGGUGGGCCUUUGAACUGUCAGGGCCGUGAUGGAAAGUGGAUCGUUGAAGGAGUCAGUAGCUUUGUGAGUGGCAACAGCUGUAACACCCUCAAGAAGCCCAGUGUCUUCACCAGAGUGGCCUCCUUCAUCCCCUGGAUCACAGAGGUCAGUAUGGGCAGACUGGACUUAAUAUAUUGUAUCAUUGUAGACAAACAUGAUUGCAGAAGCAAUUUUAUCAUUUCUGAUAUCCCAUGUUUUUCCUCUUUUAGACAAUGGCCAACAACUGAGAAAAGACUACAGCUUCUCUCAGUGAAAUUCUUAUACACAAACUAUUCACUUGGCUAA